CGCCUCUUCCUCCUCCUCCUCCUCCUCCUCCCUCCGUUCAUACCUCUUCUUCGUCCCCCGAUAUCACUACUCUCUCUCGCGCCUGCUCGAGGUCCUCACCAUGGACGACGCCGUUCCUACCUCCACACUGGGGGAGGGACUCGCGACCGGCGCCCCGCAAAAUGCCCUCCUCGACUUCUUCUUCCCCGGCUUCUCCAUGGUCUCCAGCGCCGUCAGCAAGUACCUGCACAUCGACCUGAACCUGUACAUCCCGCUGGUCCUGCUUUUCGGCGGCCUGACCUUCGCGUGGCGCUACUUCAGCGAGUACUUCUCGGGCCUGGUCGAGAGCCAUCUCAUGUCGGCCGUCGACAUCCGGCCCGACGACGAAAUCUACAACAUGCUCAUGGCCUGGGUGGCCAACCAACGCUUCGCGCAGAGCGCCCGCCGCUUCGUGGUCAACACCAACCUGAACUCGCGGUCGUGGUUCCUCUGGCGGUGGAACGACGACGACGCCGACUCCGAGGAGGACGACGGCCCAUCGGUCGGCCGCAAGAAGAAGAAGAGGGUCCUCGCUUAUACGCCGACCUUUGGCAGCCACUGGUUCCUGUACAAGGGCCGCCUCCUCAUCUUCCGGCGGCUGCAGAACCAGCAGCAUUCGCCCUACCUGACCUUGUCGGAGCGCGAGGAGAUCUCCAUCUCGUGCUUCGGGCGCGAUCCCUGGGUGCUCAAGGAGCUGCUCCAUGAGGCGCGGGACUACUACGUGAAGCGCGACGAGGCCAAGACGCUCAUCUACCAGGGCACGACCCGCUCGGGGAGCUGCGAGCCCCAGUGGCAGCGGUGCAUGGUCCGGACGCCGCGGCCCUUGUCGACCGUCAUCCUGAACGAGCAGGUCAAGAAGGAGCUGAUCGACGACGUGACCGACUACCUCAACCCGGCGACCCGCCGGUGGUACGCCAACCGCGGCAUCCCCUACCGGCGCGGGUACCUGCUCUACGGCCCGCCCGGCACCGGCAAGUCCUCACUCUCUCUCGCGCUGGCCGGCUUCUUCAAGAUGCGCAUCUACAUCGUCAGCCUGAACUCGGUCACCGCCAACGAGGAGAACCUGGCCACGCUCUUUGCCGAGUUGCCGCGUCGGUGUGUGGUCCUUCUCGAGGAUAUUGACACUGCUGGCCUCACCCACACUCGCGAUGGUGAGAACCAAGCCGAUAAUGCCGUCAACAAUGACGAGGAGGCUCCCACACGUAACCGGCGCCAGCCAGGAACCAACAACAACAAUAACAACAACAACCCCAACAAUACGACUGGACGCCUCAGCCUUUCCGGACUGUUGAACAUCCUGGACGGUGUUGCCUCGACUGAAGGCCGCGUGCUGAUCAUGACGACCAACCACCUUGAAAAACUCGACAAGGCCCUGAUCCGCCCCGGACGCGUGGACAUGAUGGUCAAGUUCGGCCGGGCCGACGCCGGGAUGACGGCCGCCAUCUUCCGCGCGAUCUACGCCCCGCUGGAAGGCGACGACGGAAUCACCGCCGGCGCCGGGUCGGCCUCCUCACCUUCGGCUUCCACCUCGCGGGCGCUCUUCCAGCUCGAGAGGAGCCUCAAGCCGGCGGCGCUGCGGAGCGCCGAGGAGGAGGGGAAGCGCGAGGCCGAGGCGGCGGAGGCGGCGCGCCGGAAGGAGGAGACCAUUGCCAGGGUGAACGCGCUGGCGGAGCAGUUCGCGGCCAAAAUACCCGCGCACGAGUUCUCGCCGGCCGAGAUUCAAGGGUUCCUGCUCAAGAACAAGCGGGACCCGGAAAAGGCGGUCGAGGGGGCUGAGCAGUGGGUGGUGGACACGCGGAAGGAGAAGAAGGAGAAGGAGUUGAAGGAGGCGCAGGAGAAGAGGGAGAAGGAGGAGAAGGAGAAGGAGAAGGAAGAGGAGGAGAAGAGGAAGAAGAAGGAGAAGAAGGACAAGAAGAAGGGGAAGAAGGAGUCGUCGAAGCGGAAGGCGAAGAAGAGCUCGUCCUCGAGGUCAAAGAAGAAGACCAGCAGCGACAGCGAGGUCGGGUCCGGUUCGUCGUCGUCGUCUGACGAGGCCGAGAACGAGUCCGAGUCUGAGCGCGAGAAGGAGAAGGAAACCGCCAAGAAGACAGCGAUGACGACAACCACAACGAGCAAGCCCGCGGCUUCUGCCCCUGCUGCUGCCGAUGCUGAUGCCGAUGCCGACACCCCUGCUCAGCUGAAGGAGACGGGAUCAUCCGAGGUCGAGGCCAAGGCCAAGGUCGAGCCUGCCGUCACCACCCCUGCUGUCACCGUCACGAUCGACAUGGACAAGGCCAAGGAGGCUGCCGUUGAGGCGCAGCGGACGCCGCAGAGUGUCGAUUCCGGGUACGGCACGCCGUGAAGGGAGGGCGCCAACCGGGGGGAUGGUUUCGACUAGCGUUCGGCUGCCCCUGGAUAUCGGAUCAUGGUUUCGUACGUUAGCGGAUAACGAUUGGGUUGAGGCUGUGUUAACGUUUGUUCAUCCUACUUGCGGGAUAAUGUUGCAUCGGGCGGCGUUUAGGACCGGAUGG
Thermothielavioides terrestris NRRL 8126 is the source of this 2528-nucleotide messenger RNA. RefSeq lists its product as uncharacterized. Gene Ontology annotation, cellular component: mitochondrial inner membrane. Gene Ontology annotation, biological process: mitochondrial respiratory chain complex III assembly; protein insertion into mitochondrial inner membrane from matrix. The transcript has 4 exons. The record is from RefSeq and is a predicted model, not a curated record. Lineage: Eukaryota; Fungi; Ascomycota; Sordariomycetes; Sordariales; Chaetomiaceae. The coding region runs from base 101 to 2359 and encodes 752 amino acids. Gene Ontology annotation, molecular function: ATP binding; ATP hydrolysis activity.